This is a messenger RNA of Anolis sagrei ordinatus, 1368 nucleotides long. The record is from RefSeq and is a predicted model, not a curated record. Lineage: Eukaryota; Metazoa; Chordata; Lepidosauria; Squamata; Anolidae.
CUUCCUCGCCGUUGCCAGGACGACGGCGACGACGCAGAGAGGAUGAAAAGGGCCGUCUCGGCGCUGUUUUUGUGCCUGCUCUUCGGGCCCUUCAUCCGGGGCACCGUCUACUUCCGGGAGCAGUUCCUGGAUGGAGCAAAAUGGCAGGAGCGGUGGGUGCUCUCCGAGCAUCGAGGCAACUACGGGAAGUUCAGGCUGACGGCAGGAGCCUUUUACGGUGACCGGGAGCUCGACAAAGGCUUGCAGACCAGCGAAAACCUGAAGUUCUAUGCCAUCUCAGCACGCUUUCAGCCCUUCAGCAAUGCCGGGCGGCCUCUGGUCCUGCAAUAUACCGUGAAGCACGAGCAGAAGAUGGACUGUGGGGGUGGAUACAUCAAGCUCUUCCCGGCGGAUCUGGACCAGAGAAACAUGAGUGGCGCAUCCCCCUACUAUAUCAUGUUCGGUCCAGAUAUAUGCAGCUCUGACGUACGCAAAGUCCAUGUCAUUUUGAGGUACAAGGACAAGCUUUACCCCAUUAAGAAAGAGAUCCGCUGCAAAGUGGACGGGUUCACACACCUGUACACCCUGGUUCUGAAGCCGGACCACACCUACCAAGUGAAGAUCGACAACGCCAAGGUUGCCUCGGGGCUUCUGGAGGACGACUGGGCCUUCCUGCCACCCAAGACCCUCAAUGACCCACGGGUGGAGAAACCACAUGACUGGGAUGACCGGCCCGAAGUGGACGAUCCAGAUGACACAAAGCCAGAGGACUGGGACGUUUCAGAGUUCAUUCUGGACACCAGCGCCGAGCGUCCGGCAGAUUGGGACGAGGCUAAGCAGGGCCGGUGGCAGCCCCCACUCCUCCAGAACCCCCUCUACCGGGGGCAAUGGAAGCCUCGGCGAAUCCCAAACCCCAAGUACCGUGGCGUUUGGCCCCAUCCCCAGGUUGUGAACCCCGAAUUUGCUCCGGACUCAAGCAUUGCGGUCUACCAUGACAUUGGGGCGAUUGGACUGGAGCUUUGGCAGGUCAGAUCUGGCACCAUUUUCGACAACUUCUUGAUUUCCGAUGAUGAAGAGUACGCUGAAGAAUUUGGGGAGGAUACUUGGGGGGAGACCAAGGACCCCGAACAGGAGAUGAACAAGCAGCAGAUUGAGGAGGAGAGGAGAAAGGAACAGAUUGAGGAAGAGAGGAAAAGGAAGGAGAGGAAAGCAGCCAAGAAGAAGGACGAAGAAGAAGGAGAAGAAGAAGAAAAUGAAGAAGAAGGCAGGAAAGGCCCAGAGGGAGGAACUCUGAUGCUGCAUCUACACUUGCUUUUAAUCUAGUUUCUGAAUCCAUAUAAUUAUCUGCCUUGAACUGGAUUUUGGACUUCAACUCCCACAAUUCCUAGC